CGGUGAACUGCUGUGGAUUUUAUUGUAUCUGUUAUAUUCAACCGUGGUCGGAGUCUAAAUCAGACAGACGUGGUUUUCUGUAACACACGCAUCGUCAUGAUGGGGCGCAAGAUGAGCUGCUUUGUCUUGCUCCUGCUCUGGCAAGCCGCGAACGGGGACGUGAGCUACUCGAUGCAAGAGGAAAUGAAGCGCGGAUCGCAUAUUGGGAAUAUAGCGAARGAUCUSAACCUGGACAUGAACAAACUGUCUUCUAGAAAUGCCCGUGUUGACGCAGCAGGAAACCGCAAACGAUAUUGUGACAUCAAUCUCGGWACUGGGGACUUGAUCGUUUCCGACAGGAUCGACCGAGAGGAGCUUUGUGGAGAAAAGCUGUCGUGUGUCAUGAAACGCGAUCUCGUUCUGGAGAAUCCUCUGGAGCUGCAUCCAUUCAGUCUCCACAUUCAGGAUAUUAAUGAUAACUCACCRCAGUUUAACGAAGAMAUUAUCAAUUUAGAAAUUCRAGAGUCGGCUGWCARGGGAGCUCGUUUUGUGAUAGAGGAGGCGCAYGAUGCGGAUGUAGGACAGAAUUCAGUUCAACAAUACAGCUUGAAGAAGAAUGAUAAUUUCAUCUUGGCUGUUAAUGGAAACACACUCGAGCUUGUUCUUGAUAAAGAGCUUGAUCGUGAAAAACUAGGAGACAUGAAUCUGCUCCUUACAGCUCUAGAUGGUGGMUCUCCUCAGAGAUCAGGUACCGUAGUUAUACACGUCACUGUGCUGGAUGCUAAYGAUAACGCCCCAGUGUUYAGUCAGGCYGUUUAUAAAGCCAGUCUGCCUGAAAACUCUCCUUUAGAUACUGUGGUGGUCACAGUGAGCGCGACUGAUGCAGAUGAGGGAGUGAAUGGAGAUGUGACGUAUGAUUUUGGACACGUUACUGAAGAUGUG
Molecule: messenger RNA, 921 nt
Organism: Paralichthys olivaceus (Japanese flounder)
Lineage: Eukaryota; Metazoa; Chordata; Actinopteri; Pleuronectiformes; Paralichthyidae
Product: protocadherin gamma-A11-like
Biological process (GO): homophilic cell-cell adhesion
Cellular component (GO): plasma membrane
Molecular function (GO): calcium ion binding
Source: RefSeq, a predicted model, not a curated record